AGAAGUUAUGAGGCCUUGCUUCGUACCCAUCGUCGUCGUUUUGAUCCUGGCCGAGGCACCCGAUCGUAGCGAACAGCGAAUCUCCUUCAACACGUAUGUACAGCGAUGUUACGCCGUCUAAUUUCUCUGAAGUUUUCGAUGCUUUGAUAAUGUGCGAUAACAACGCGUGCGUGUUUUGAUCGUCGCGACGGGGAUGGAAUUUAGGUCAACCAUGAAGAACACCGCGACGGAAACGUCGUAGCGAUGAUAUGAUGUAGGACUUUCGGGAGAGAGAAUUUCGUUUCAUCUCUCAUGGUUGUCACCCGUCGCGUUUUAUUGCGUGCGAUUGUAGUCGGCGAUCUCUUACAUUUUUUCGAGGAUUCAUCACGGCUUUUGUCGAUUUUCUUCGCAAUUACUGCAGUUUCGUCAGACCGCUGUCGCGCUGAAUCGAUGUGCACGAAUACAUCGUUCGUCUUUCUUUUCGUCCUGUGACAAUAUUACACUUUUUACUAAUGAUCCGCUCAACCCGUGAUGUAGAGAGAAAAAGAUGCACGGAGGAUAAACCCCUAGCAUGCAUAUUUUUAGAUGAUGAAAAAUAAUACGUUGCGCGCCAUGAUGAAAAAAUAAUCGGACAGAUUGGCCUUAGAAAUGAAGUAUCAUAGUCUUCUAUCGUUGCCAAUCUUAUAUAUGUAUGUAUCAAUUGCUCGCGUUUCUUUUUCUGUGUGUGUGUGGGUGUGUGUGACACACAGAGUGAAGACAUGGGCGCACAAACUGGGUUUCGAGCUGUCGCAGUUGGCCAAAUACGUGACGAACGUGGAGAAGUUUCACGAGAGUUACAAACAGGCGGAUGUGACGGCACGUGACGGGAAAUCCCUCGUCCGCGAAAUCGCCAAGGACAUCAAGGCCAUGAUGGAGUCAAAAAUCUCGGCUAUCAAGAGGAUAAUGGACGUGGCCGAGACAUCGGCGUUGUCGGCGCCCGACGUAGAAACGCCGUCGACCUUUACGUUCAUCAACGCCAAGAACAACACCAUCGAGCUCGAGUACAGUCCUCAUUUUGGUGGCAACGUGAACGUCAACAUGUCCGCGGUGCACGUACCCACAAACGUGUACGAGCGCGCCCCGAAAGUCAUCCAUGCGAUCAAGUGGUCCGAGGCGCUUGACCGCACUUUCAUCAACAAUUACGAGCAGGAUCCGUCGUUGUCCUGGCAGUACUUUGGCAGCGCGACCGGCUUCAUGCGCCAGUACCCCGCCAUGAACUGGUACAUGGAACAGGUGGAUCUCUUCGACUGCAGAACCAGGAGCUGGUACAUCGAGGCGGCGACUAGCCCCAAGGAUAUUCUCAUCCUGAUGGAUACCUCCGGCAGCAUGACCGGCAUACGCCGGGAGAUCGCCAGGCACGUGAUCAACAACAUUCUCGAUACGCUCGGCAACAACGACUUUGUCAACAUCAUCACCUUUUCCAACGUGACCAAGGAGGUAGUGCCGUGUUUCAACGACACCCUGGUGCAAGCGAACUUGGCGAACGUGCGCGAGCUGAAGAAGGCCAUUUCGAAUCUCAAUACUGAGAAGAUCGCCAAUUUCUCCCUGGCUCUUACCACCGCCUUCGAGCUGCUCGAGUCGUUUCGCAUCGAGAAGGAGGGCGCCAAAUGUAAUCAGGCGAUUAUGCUCAUCACCGACGGGGUGCCGUACAACUACAAAGAGAUCUUCGAGGCGUACAAUUGGAAAGACAACCCCGACGAGCCUCCGAAGGCCGACAUGCCCGUUAGGAUAUUUACCUACCUGAUCGGUCGUGAGGUCGCCGAUGUGCGGGAAGUACAGUGGAUGGCCUGCGCCAACAGAGGCUUCUUUGUGCAUCUGUGCACCCCGGCGGAGGUCAGAGAAGAGGUAUUGAGAUACGUGCCGGUGAUGGCGAGGCCCCUGGUUCUGGGCCGCACGGAUCAUCCUACUAUAUGGACACCCGUUUACGCCGACAUAACCGAUCCGAAGAUGACUGACUGGCUGUGGGAACAGCGCGAGAGUGAAGAACAGAAAGAGCGCUUCCUGGCUUUGUAUAAAAAGAAGAACAAGGCGGAGCAGGACCGGCGAUUCGUGAAGAAGCAGAAGAGACGGUACGAUCAGAACAGCGAUCUGCAGGAAUACAAACUGAUGACUUCGGUCAGCAUGCCCGUAUUCGAUCGACGCGAGAACGCGAACAUCACAAGGCAGGUGCUGGUGAACGAAGCGUACUGGGUGACAGAGACAAGAGAGACGAGGAUUGCCAAUCUUCUCGGUGUCGCCGGCACGGACGUACCUAUCGAGGAGAUUCAAAAGCUGAUGAUCCCGCAUAUGCUUGGCGUCAACGGCUACGCUUUCAUCGUCACGAACAAUGGUUUCAUCUUGAUUCAUCCCGAUCUCCGGCCAGUGUUUCAGGGUAUCUUGAAGCCAGCUUAUAACAGUGUCGAUAUGACGGAGGUUGAACUGAUGGAUCAUGAUAAAGGCCCCAGAGAAUUCGACGAAGGAAUUCUUAUGUUUCGCAACGACGUGGUGAAUCAGUCGGAUGGUACUGCGACGCUUCAUACGAAAUAUCAUUACGACGAUAUGAAACGCGUCGGCAGAGUGAAGAGAAAAUACGAUUACACGGGGAUACAGGACACUCCGUUCACGGUGGUGGUUAGCCUACCUGAGUACGAUCACACUACAAACAAUCGUGUGCGCGCUACUGAGGAGAUACAUCGAUCUCACGUUAAGGGAAAAAACGUGACAGAUUACUUCGCGGGUAGUAACUGGCGGGUGCACCCCCAUUGGAUGUACUGCAAGUACCACUACGAGGGUGAACACAGAUUCAACACCUCGGAGUUACAGCUCCUACAUUUUCUGGAGCGUACCCGUCAGCCAGGCUGGAAGUGGAUCGACAUGAAGCAACGAUCCCAACCACCGGAAUACUCCGCUGCGAGCUCCGGUCACAGUUCGCAUCCUAAUCCCUACAAGGCUGACAGGAACUCGUACUAUUGUGACAGAUAUCUGCUACUCAGUUUGGUCUUUGACGCUAAGGUAACCGAAUGGUUUGCAAAUCCCAGCACUACCCGCGAGGAAACAGGACCUUUAGCUAGGCUGAUGAAUCUGCUGCCCAGGAAGGAGUUUCAACAACGUUUCGGAGUGACACUGGCGUUCAUGGCUACACACAGCGGUCUAACCCGAUGGCAGGAUUUCUCGCUGGACGAGGACACGCCAUUGCCAGAUGAUCACUUCAGCAAAUUAUACCCAAGAACCAUCGACGAGGUGUGGUACAAACGGGCGGUCGAGCAGUACUAUGUACAGCCGGAAAGCUUCGUUUUCUCCGUGCCGAUUGACGACGAGGGUACCGACAACACCACUCAAGUCACUGCCAGUCGUGCCAUAUUUGUCGGAAGCAGCUUGAAGGCGCCAGCCGCGGUGGUUGGCUUCCAAUUUCAGCAUACUGCCUUGCAAGCGCUUUUCCAGAACAUAACGUUCAACUGUGAGGGACUCGUGAAUUGCCACAAACACUGCGGCGACGACAGCUGGGCCUGCUACCUAGUCGAUAACAACGGAUAUAUAAUCGCCGCCGAGGAUGAGGAGGAUGCUGGUAAAUUCUUCGGCCAGGUUAGAGGCCCGAUAAUGAGCAGUCUGGUGAAAGAAGGCGUUUUUGAGAGGAUAAGGAUUUUUGACUAUCAGGCGGUGUGCUUUAAAAAUGCUCUGACCAACAACGCCGGCAAUAUUCUGCUUACGCCAUGGAAGCAUCUGCAGAGAGCAAUGUCGUGGGUGAUUGGACAAGCUGCUUGGGCCUGGGCAAAGACGGGCAUAUGGGAAUCCGAUUACGUGGAAGCAUACGCCAACGACGAGGAAACUCAUGUCGUCCGCGACGAUUAUCAGGAAAAUGUGGAGAAACUGCCGGCCUCGAAGGACGAUCCGAAGGACGAUUCGAAGGACGAUCCGAAGGACGAGAGAUCGUUCGAAGAGGACUUUCUGAUCAAUCGAACGCGCUUGGAAGUGUGUGACCAAGAAAUGUACUUGUAUCUGCGUAACGCCUCCUUCGACACGUACGAUGUCGAUGUGGACGAGAAUUGUAUGCGGCCGUACGUGGUCCAACCGGUGAACUUGAGCAACAUGCUGCUGGUGGUGGUGAAGACCGAUUGCCGCGACACGACGUUACCGUCGCUCAGCAUCGUGCCCGAGGAGGUGAUGUACGAGAAUAAUACUCUAGUUUGCCAGAAGGCGCUCACCGGCCUCAAACGGAAACGACCGCAGUCCUGCAUACGCUCGCAUCCCAGGGAAAGAGAGAUCAAGGAUCAGUGCGGACGCGCGACGAAUGCUAGGUCGAGCCUGCUGCUGACGCUGCUGCUGCUGUUGAUGGCCGGACGGAACGCCGGCUAAAGAUCAUCAAGCCAACAAUCGGUGUCAAAUUAGUCAGUCCGCGAGUUGAGUAUGUCGAGAAUCGGACAAAUUGUGAAAACGCCUCGGCAAUAAGCGGAUAUACACACGAUCGCGGUGAUUGGGGUUGCCACCGCACAAGUUUGGUGAUUCAAUCUCUCAACUUUUUCUUUCACUAACGCUUUCGCAACCUUCUUUCUUCUUGGUCUUGAGUCAAACGCGAUAUUUCCUUUGGUGAAUCUUUGUGAAUAGUUUAUCGUUUCAUUUCGAAAUAAUGUUAUCAUAAAAAAUAAAGGGAGAGAGAGAGAGACCAAGGAGAAGCAAGCUGCGUCAAUUGUAUCUUCAAUUAAAUCGAAAUAUCAUCGCAUUAGUCAGGUAGUUUAAUCGAGUUUUUUGUAAUACCAAUUUUUUUCGCAAAUAUAAAAUGGCAACAAUGAGAAACGUCCAUAAAUAUUGCGAAUCGUUUCGUUCUGUUUCGUGUUCAACGUUUCAAAUUUACAAAUUUCGCCAUGUCUUAUCGUCGAGUUACCGAUACAUGUGUGUAUGUGUGUGUGUAUGUGUGUGUGCGCGCGCGCGCGUGUGUGUGAAAACCCUGAUCAUUCCGAAAACGUGUGCUCCUCUACCUCUCGUUACCGCGCGAUCAAAUCCUAUACGAUCGAGUUACUCUGGACGAAUUUAACGUUCCGGUACACACGGUGUUUCUACUAUGCGAAUAUGCGAGACAACGCGAUCAAUCAAACGUGGCGAACGCAAUCGAUAUCAAAAUGUGUACUAAGAUGCAAAAUUGCCCUCCAUCUUGUCACCGACUUCAAAUCAGAUUAGGUGGUCAUAAUAGAUGCGCUUAGCGUAGAAUCGCUAAUACAUUUUUGGUCUUAUGACGAAUCGUCUCGAAAACGAAGAUUGGCGACAUAUAUGAUUUUAAUGCGUCAUCUGUGAUUGUAGCUCAUGUUUAAGCGGCCGGUCGAGUCGAAAGUUACGUGUUCGAUCAAAGAGGGGAAACGGAGAAAACUCGCCGCAAUCGAAGAUGCUAACAGUUUGGAGAAACUGGUGUGAUGUGACGAAGAACAUUUGAACAGAUGUGCUUAGAGAGAAAGAGAGAAAUAGAGAGAGAGAGAUAGGAAUAUAUUCCAGAGAAAGAACUGGCAAAUCCAGAAAAAUCGAUGAGAAAAACGCCUCUCUUAACUCGAAUUUAGAAAUAUAUUCCGUCAAGCUCUGGAUGCGUCGACUCCUCUUAAUGUUCCUGCUGUCAGAGUACAUCGAUCGAAAAUCAGCGAUUCGUGGAUCGCGCUCGGUGGUCACGCGAAAUGUAAAAUGUCAGGAAUGUAACGGAUGGAACGAACGGUGCAUCUCUCAUGUACGAAACGAUCGUGCUCUACAAAUAGCAGCCGGUAUUAAAUGCUACCGUAAUCGUUGUCAACGUGAUAAUAGCGGGACGAUCAGUUCUCUCUAAUUGUCGGAGCAGGGUCGCAUACUACACAAAACACGCAUACACGCACGCACGCACAUACAUAUAUACACGUGCACACACGCACACACACACACAUACACACACAUGGCACAAUGUUCACGAACGCUACGAGAUACACACAUCAUAUUCGCGCUUUGUACAUUACAAAAAUUGACGUGACGCAAAGAUUCACGUAUUAAUAGAAAAUUACGAGAUGUUAAUUUUGUAUAUUACUGUAUUAUAUGAAAUAUGUAAAAAAGUGUGCCUUUGGACACGCGGUUAAGACAAGAAAAAAGUGAAAAAGAAGAAAAAAGAACUACACAUGAUCUUGUUGUAUGUUUGUCGAAUAAAUUACCGAACGUUCUAUAUAUUAAUAUAUAAAUAUAAAUAAAUAAAUAAAUAAAUAUGUAUAUAUAUAUAUAUAUAUAUAUAUAUAUAUACUUAUUUAUUUAUUUGUUUAUUGUUGCUGAACUCCGGCACGAAUAUACCUUCGUCGCGUGAAUGAGUUCCGUCCGGGGAACGAAGGAUGUUGUUUGUAUUACAUAGAGUUUAUUACAAUUUGCUAUGUACAAUGGCUUGCCUAUGUAAAACGAGGACGUUUUCUUAUCAAAAUGACAACUUUUCAAGAGAAGAGACUACUUCAAUUGUGCAUUCUCCAGCUUUCUCAUUAUUUCCACCGCGCGUCCAAUUCCUACGUACAAAACGUCGUUCUAUCUCCUGUAGAAUUCCUUCAAAGAACUCGAUUUUGUUCGGCCGUUAAUUGCAUAAAUUGCCCUGAACAGUUCAUUUUGAUCAAAUAAGUUUGGUGCUUUUUUUCAUAUGAAUUUGACGUUUAUUCACAAAAAACGAAUUAUAUGUCAAUCCUCGAAAUAGUCCCCAUUAUUUGCAAUCACAAUCAAUUAUUCUCCUCCUAUUCGACUGUGAUUGGUCAAUUUAUUAAGGUUUAGAGCUUAAAGCAGUUAUUGUAGACCGGAACUAACUCUCGGCGAAAAAUGAAAACGUGAAAUUUUUCACGUGAACUUUCUCGCCAUCAAAUUCGCGCAAGGAUAAAAAUCUAAUGAUAUGACUGAUCCAGUAUAUAAUAUUACUACUACACUGCAAAAAUCGUUUCUGAGAAUAUAACGUUAUUUUUAAGAUUAGAUGUUGGUUAGGUGCGACGCUUCUCCGAUAUUAUAGAUACGUUCCACUGUACGCUCGCAAUGCUUGUAAAGAGGUUUUGCGUUAGUCGCACAAUCGCAAGAUUGCAAGAAAUUGACCAAUCACAGUCACUUAUUUUCCUUGCGAUCGAAAAUAAUCGACUGUGUGAUUGAUCAAUUUCUUGCGACUUUGCGAUUGUGCAACUAAUGUGGAAUCAUCCUAACACCGCGAGCACUCGUGAGUACGUAGGAACGAUUUUUGCGUGUCGUGAGUGUUUCAUUAUUUAGAGUGACGUUUAAUUGAUAUGUCACACGACCGAUUAACUUAAUCGACUGAUUAAAUUAACGGAAUUAACUAGUCGCAGUUGCCAAUUAGCUAAACUGAUCACUGUGCAAAUGUUACUCAAGGAGGACGUAUAAAAAAUUAAAAAAUAUAUAAUGAAUCUACCCACAUGCAUUUUGUAGAGUUAAUUUGGAAUGUGAAAGCCAGUGAAGUGGAUUUCAAAUUGUAUUAUAUCGUAUACGUUUUUUAUGACCAUGUUUUUUGUACCAUCGUUGCAUUAUACUUGAAAAACACAAGUUCAUGAUUUAAUCUUAAUAUGGUUGCAUUUAAUAUCUCCGUGAAUAAUUUCUGGUUAAUAAAGAAAUCUAUUAAUUUGUCAUUAUUUUCAACAAGGCUAUUUAAAAAGUCCGAAAGAAAACGAAAAAAAGAUUCUUUUGAAUCUGUAAAAUUUCAUAAAAAUCGGAAGAAUAUACUAAAAUUAAUCGCAAAAUUUGACAU
Messenger RNA from Dinoponera quadriceps, 7711 nucleotides. RefSeq names its product voltage-dependent calcium channel subunit alpha-2/delta-3 (gene stj). Lineage: Eukaryota; Metazoa; Arthropoda; Insecta; Hymenoptera; Formicidae. The record is from RefSeq and is a predicted model, not a curated record. Gene Ontology annotation, cellular component: voltage-gated calcium channel complex. The transcript is spliced from 18 exons. The coding region runs from base 628 to 4350 and encodes 1240 amino acids. Gene Ontology annotation, molecular function: voltage-gated calcium channel activity.